This is a messenger RNA of Staurois parvus, 339 nucleotides long. NCBI's taxonomy places the organism in Eukaryota, Metazoa, Chordata, Amphibia, Anura, Ranidae. The record is from the annotation of a GenBank genome assembly.
CACUGUUAGGCAGCACUGAUAGGCAGCACUGAUGGGCACUGAUAGGCAGCACUGACUGGCAUUGAUAGGUGGCACUGAAAGGCAGCUCAGAUGGGCACUGAUAUGUGGCAUUGAUGUGCACUGGUAGGCACUGAUAUGUGGCAUUGAUUGGCACUGAUGUGUAGCAUUGAUGUGGCACUGAUGGGCACUGGCAGGUGGCGCUGCUGGUGCUACACUGAUCAACAGGGCACACCGAUCAUCAGUGCCCUGAUGAUCACUGUCAGCAUGACAGCUCGUGAGGAGAGAAAUGCCAAUAACCGGCAUUUCCCCAUUUACAUGCAAUCAGCUGUGAUUGAACAG